CAGUGUGUAAUGAUAGAACGAGCCGAGUGGAUGUGGAAUUUCAUACUCCGGGAACUUUUAUUGAUAUAUCAUGGAUUUUAGCUAUAAUUGAACGGAAUUAUGUUUUUUUCUUAGGAAAUAUAGUAAGGGAAGAGACCUGAAUCCACCACAAAAGAAGAAUUAUUCUAAGAAAGUGAUAUGAGUGUAAAUCGGAAUUGGGCAGGUGUGGAAAUCGUCAGUUGUCCUUUCCUGCGCGUGAUAUGGGUUGUUUUAAGAAAUGAACUCUAACUUAUAUACGGAUCCAAAGAAGUUUUGUUUGCAUGUUUUAACGUAUUUUGCGGUUUUGCUCCUCCUCGUUUCACAAGGAACGACGGCCCCAGUGAAGUAUCAGUCCCGCAGCUUUGUCGGAAUUACUCCAGUGCAGGGACAAAAAGACGUCACUCAAAAAAAGAUGUUUUUGCGAACCAAAAGUCACCGUGCUCUAGAAAUCUUGAGUGACGGUACAGUCCAAGGAACAGCUUGUGGACAUAAUACAAAAUAUACACUUCUUCAGUCUGGGUCUCAUAACCUGGGAAACACUGUAUUUGGGAUUGCUGCCCAGAGAUUUUUAUGUGUCGCGCCUGAUGGCAUCAUCUACAGUUUGCCGAAGGAUGACUUUAACGAAGAAGAUUGUGUGUUCAAUGAGACUAUAGAUUAUAAAGAAACUGGAAACAGGUCAAAUCCGGGCGUUCUGGAAUAUUCCAAGUACCGACAUAAAAAGCAUGGAAUCCGAGUUGGGAAUUCAGUUCGAAGGUACCAGUUAGCAUUAGUGUGCAAUAAGGCUGUUACAAUUAGCAUGAGGAAAGACAGGAGGAAAUAUGUAAACGAAACACUAUUUCUAGUGGAAAGAACUGACUUAGAAUUACGUAGUCUUCAAGAAAAUUGUUCUAGGCCGUCCAAUUCUGAUCUUAGUUGUAAAAAGAGAGAGUCAGAUAAGAAAGAUUGUUCCGAGAAAGUGAAGAAGAAAGGAGCUAAACGGAGUUACGUCAAAUUUUGUAGGAAAGUGAUGAAGAAUUUUUUUAGUGCAACUCUACGAAAACUGAGACUCUUUAGAAAACGCGACUGCUACUCUGUAUUGAGUGAAUAUUACACAUGUAGAAGGAAGAAACGUCAAGAUAACAAAGGACCUUCAUGAAAGGAAGAAGUCUUUCAUACAGGAUUUAGAUCUGAGUUUCCAUGAUAUGGAAAUACACAGCUAGUCUACAAAGCAGCUAUAUGCAGCAGUCACCUGGAAGUGACGUCACGAUUCUAAAGAGCAGUAGCUGUGACGUGAUGGCAAGAAUUGCCUCACAAAACACUAGAAUAUCAUUACACUUUAUACACUUUCGGGGAAAGAAAUGCAUCCUCUCAUUUCUCAUUCAUCAUUUUCUUCAAAAUCUUGUGUCCUCCCAUUUAUGUUCACAUGUUGCAAUAUGAUAAUUGUGAUUAGUGGGUUUAAUUCACGUGGUGCUCUCAGGGCGAUGACGUAUGUUUUCUAGCGAUGGCGUAUGUUUUCUAAGCCGUUUCCACUCACUUCAUUGUCACUUCAAAAGUGCAAUAAGAAAAUUUGGACAAUUUGUUGGAGUGCAGCGAGUGGUUAAACUGAUAUUGAAGGGUAAAAUGUAUGUAAAAGUUUUAGAGAGAGAGAGAGAGAAAGAGAGAGAGAGGAUAUUGUCUAAGAGGAAUUUAUUUUUUCUAAAUAGUGCCAAACUGCAGACUGAUCAACUCCUGUAAAAAGAUAAUUGUGAAUAUAGAUCUAGAUCGUUAGCAUUUGUAUAAUUUGUACAAAAGUUUACGAAGUACACAUCUGUGUGUAUUUUUUUUCAAAUUUGACAUUUUUUUCAAUUAUCUAAUUAUAUAUUCCUUUGAUACAAAAUCAAAGGCUUUGUUCCCCCUCUUUCACGGACCUUUUGGAAUGGGGCAAUUCAUUUACAAAAUUGCUACACAGAUCAGCGAUUGCCCGGUCUGUCAAUAUCUCUGUAUUGUAUUGUCUUUUGACGGGGGUACUCAGAUCGCGUGUGCAUUUAUGAUCAAAUAUCUUAUUGACAAUUAUAAUUAAGACAGAGCUGCACUCCCAACACCUGUCGGAACCAAACACCGUUUCUCCUAUUUCUACAUUGUAGUAUUUUAUAUAUGAUGCCAGUAUUCAAUGCCAAAAUGCCCUCGACUUGAUAAAGAUUGUGUCUCAGCAUACUUUGUAAAAAGGCAAGGGGCUUUAUUAUUUAAAAACAUUGUUGUUGUCAAAAAAUAAGUUAUGACAAAAAAUUGACUGUUGUUAUAAUAUUGUAUAUUAAAACUUUAAAACCUUUA
Molecule: messenger RNA, 2307 nt
Organism: Saccostrea echinata
Lineage: Eukaryota; Metazoa; Mollusca; Bivalvia; Ostreida; Ostreidae
Exons: 4
Coding region: 257-1153 (298 amino acids)
Molecular function (GO): growth factor activity
Source: RefSeq, a predicted model, not a curated record